AUGCAACGUCUCGCCUUCCAACUCAUCGACCGUCUUCAUCUCCUGUCCGAUGAGGGCCAACUCUUCAAGCUGCUCAAUGGCCUGGCAGCCGACUUUCUCAAGGACUACGAACAUCGCGAGCUAACUUGGUUAAGGGGCAUACCAUCAGUCUUCAUCACAUUCUGGCGAAACUUUAGGAUGUUUGAGUCGAACGCUGGAACUGAUCUAAAACUGGCUGCGGGGCGUGAUCGGGCGCUGGCGACCGGAGCCGCUGUGCCUGACUCCGAUCCCACGGAAUGA
Messenger RNA from Dibothriocephalus latus, 279 nucleotides. The record is from the annotation of a GenBank genome assembly. Lineage: Eukaryota; Metazoa; Platyhelminthes; Cestoda; Diphyllobothriidea; Diphyllobothriidae.